AGGCGGAUUAUUUUAAUUAUAUUCUUUGGAAACUCAAUUUAAAACAUGCUCUCAACUCGUGGAACUAGUCGUAAAAAAUGCCUGCGCUUCAAAAAGGAUGAUAAAGCACUGCUUAUAGCUGCAGUUAGGGUUAGACGUCUACUCUGGGAUAUGAAGGACAGGGAGCACAAUGAUCUUAUAAGCAUUAAAGCGGCUUGGAAAUCCGUGGCUACUGAACUGGACAGAGACCCACAAGAAUGCAAGGUUGCUUGGCGCUCACUACGCCAGAGUUAUCGUUAUCAUUGCAAAACCGCGCACACCCGUAUAAAGCUAGAUGGUGAUGAUUAUACAGGCGAAGCUGAUCCAUUAGAAAUGCCAGACAUUCAGUGGGAGUUCGCUGAGGAUAUGUCGUUCCUGCAAGAUUUGUCAAAGAACAGAGACCAGGCCUUAGACUCAGUCCAAAUGGACGAAACUUCUGCGAACACUGUUUUGGAAGAAUAUAUUGAUACGGAAUACUUGGAUACCGCUUACGACAUUAACAAUUGCGAAGAUGAUAUCGAAGUUGAAGACACUACCGCUAGCGUUGAUGAUGAGGCUCCUGUAAAUUCUCCGAAUGAUACUGAGGAACUCGUAUAUAAGAGAAAUCAAUAUGGUCCAAUUCAAGAUGUAUUGUGUAGAACAUGCGCGCAACCAAUUGACUCUCGGACCUCUCAGAACUUAUUUAAACCAGAAAAUCAUAAGCUUUUGUGCCAAAUUAAAGCCUUAACGGAAUUAAGCUUAAAGCAAGAUGAAGACUUAUCAGAUUUUAUCUGCCAAAACUGUCAACAUAAUCUUAGCAUAGCUACAGAAUUUCGCCGAGUUUGCAUUGAGUCACAGAAACAAGCCCUGAUCAAAGUACAAGUAAAAGAGGAAUCAGAAGUAAUAGCAUAUCCUGAGUCAAAUAUGGCAGGCAGCCCUAUUACUACGGAGAUAGCUGUAGAAGAGGAAUUACUGGAUGAUAUUGAUAUUUCAGAAGGUGAAAAUUACUACGAAGAAGUUGACGUACAGCCAUUACCACCAGCAGCUUUGCCAACUCCAUCGAAAAUGAAAUUUAAAAGCGAGAAAAAAAACCAUAAGAGCCAGUGUCAUCAGUGUGGAUUAACAUUUAGCAGUCAGGACUUACUAAAAAUGCACAUGCAUCAGAGUCAUGAUAUGCAGCUUCAUACUAGAUUUGUGUGCAAACAUUGUGGACACGAUUUCAAAUACUCUGCACCCCUUGUUGAGCACCUGAAGAGCAUCGGGGUUUCUUUUGGAUACAAAUGCGAGGAGUGUGGUCAAAAGUUUCAUAGUAGGCAUUUUCUUAAGAAGCAUAAGAGGCGAGUUCAUGGGCAGGCCGACGAACAUAUUUGUCACAUGUGCGGUAAAAACUUUACCACUGGAUUUAAUCUACGAAACCAUAUAGUUCGUCAUUCAGGCACCCGUCCUCAUAAAUGCAAAUUAUGCAGUGCCGCCUUUUCUACGACAGCCGAGCUAAACAAUCACCAGCGGACCCAUGACAAUGUGCGUCCAUAUCCAUGUCGCUAUGCUUGCGGCAAAUCAUUUCGCCACUGCAGCAACCGCAGCACACACGAGAGAGUACAUAUGGCUGGCAGUUUACGUCCUUUCCAGUGCGACUAUUGCGAUAAAACGUUUGUGACCAAAGGCGAUUGCAGGGCACACCAAGUGGUUCAUACUAUGAGUCGGGAUUUUAGCUGUGACAUUUGUGAGCAAAGUUUUAAGUUGCAGAAGCAUUAUUUGCAGCACUUGACCACCAAGUCACAUAAAAAAGUCGAGGAGCACAUCAAAACGUUGAAGAAUAAGGAAUCAGUGGCUUAAAUAUCAUUCAUAAAUCAA
Molecule: messenger RNA, 1851 nt
Organism: Drosophila hydei
Lineage: Eukaryota; Metazoa; Arthropoda; Insecta; Diptera; Drosophilidae
Product: zinc finger protein 771
Exons: 8
Coding region: 46-1833 (595 amino acids)
Biological process (GO): regulation of transcription by RNA polymerase II
Cellular component (GO): nucleus
Molecular function (GO): RNA polymerase II cis-regulatory region sequence-specific DNA binding; zinc ion binding; DNA-binding transcription factor activity
Source: RefSeq, a predicted model, not a curated record